GACGCUCGCUCAGGCAUCGGUGACCGUACAUCUACGAAUGGACGGCAUGAAUUUGAUAUCAAACCAUAUUCUAACUGGUCUGAAUCCUUUCAACGAAUGCUUAAUUUUACAAGGCUAUUAGAACGUUAUACUUAUAGUUCAGUUUAGCCAUCUGUAGCAUAGACAUGGCGUCUUGAGCUAUGUGAAAAUGGCUCUAUAACACGGUGUUGUGGAGGGCGCGCGGUCCAUUCAACAAGGAGCUGUGGACACCAGCAGGYAGGAUGGAGGAGAAGAAACGCAACAUCCGGAUCAUUGAAUGGGAGGACCUGGACAAGAAAAAGUUCUACUCCCUGGGUGUGUUCAUGACCAUGACCACCAGGGCCACAGUCUACCCGUUCACCCUCAUCCGCACCCGGCUGCAGGUGCAGAAGGGCAAGUCCCUCUACACAGGCACCUUUGACGCCUUCUACAAGAUCCUGAAGGCGGAAGGCCCGCGAGGCCUCUACCGAGGCUUUAUGGUUAACACCUUCACCUUGAUCUCAGGCCAGGCCUACAUCACCACCUACGAACUGGUAAGRAAGUACGUGUCCCAAUAUUCCAGCAAUAACACAGUGAAGUCUCUGUGGGCAGGGGGAGCGGCGUCCCUGGUGGCCCAGACCAUCACUGUGCCCAUAGAUAUGGUCUCUCAGCAGCUCAUGAUGCAAGGCCAGGUGGGACACCUGAGCCGCUUCAAGGUCAAACCCAAAAUAAUGAUGGCGACAUCCAAGAGCAAAGUGACUUUCGGACAAACCAGGGACAUUGUGGUGCAGAUAUGCGCCGCAGACGGUUUCCGGGGAUUUUACCGGGGAUACGUGGCAUCCCUCCUCACCUACAUCCCCAAUAGUGCGGUGUGGUGGCCUUUUUAUCAUUUUUAUGCAGAGAACCUUUCCAAACUAGCCCCCAGUGAUUGUCCUCACCUGCUUCUGCAGGCUAUCGCUGGGCCAAUGGCAGCAGCCACAGCCUCCACCAUCACCAAUCCCAUGGAUGUUGUGCGGGCCAGAGUGCAGGUGGAGGGCAGGUCAUCGGUCAUUGCAACCUUCAAGCAGCUGCUGGCAGAGGAAGGACCUUGGGGGAUGACUAAAGGGUUGUCUGCCCGCAUCAUCUCCUCCACCCCCACGGCCGUGGUCAUCGUGGUGGGCUACGAGACCCUCAAGAGACUGAGCCUGCGGCCUGAGCUGGUCAACUCUAGACACUGGUAAAUACCAGAGGGACAACCAGGGACAGACCCGGGCUAGACUGGGCCAGGUAGCCAGGGACACUGUCAAACACAGACAAAACAUGGCUACCUGGUCCCCCAUAUUGCCGAUUCGGGUUGCCUUUGAAAAACUGUUGCCUUUUUAUGUUUUAAUGUGAGGUUGGUGGAUUUUAUCAUGAUGUUUGGGCAGAUKAAUUAUGAUUCAUACCUUUUUGUUUUCAGGGAGUACAACUGUAGAUAUUGGAACUUGUCAAUUAGAGGUAUGGAGAAAAAUGUGUGUUGCAGCAGAGUAAGCAAAUGAAAGUGUAAUAAGGAGAGUCAUUUAAUUUACUAAUUAUAAGGCUUGGUAAAUUUGACACUGGGUUAAACUGGUUUUCAAAAAAGACUCACAAACCCUCUGUUGCCCUUAAAGAAUGGUGUUUGUUAACUUUAAAUGGUACAUGUUUGUCAGCUUUGUAWUGUUCAUGUAUUCACCCAAUGGUUGCGUUUCACUGGCAAAGGUAAUGWAGACAACCCUGCUGAGAGCCUGUCGACAGGGCAGGUUAUUACAUUCAAGUUCUCUUCCUAUGGUGAGAAAGGACCAGGGCUAUGUUGAAUAAGAGCAGAACUGCUCUAUAGUACCCUUUUUCACAGAAUAUGAUUUGUGUAAAGCAAGUUAUUCAAAAUAGGCUUGGGAAACACUAUGGCAUGGUAAAAUUACUGGUGCCUCAACACAUCUCAAUUUAAAAACAGAGCUACCUACUCCUGCCCUCAAUGCUUGUGGACUGUUGGGAAUAGUACACUAUAU
This is a messenger RNA of Salvelinus sp. IW2-2015, 2000 nucleotides long. It is a transcript of the gene slc25a44a, whose product is annotated as solute carrier family 25 member 44a. The record is from RefSeq and is a predicted model, not a curated record. Lineage: Eukaryota; Metazoa; Chordata; Actinopteri; Salmoniformes; Salmonidae. Gene Ontology annotation, biological process: branched-chain amino acid transport; branched-chain amino acid catabolic process; transmembrane transport. Gene Ontology annotation, cellular component: mitochondrion. Gene Ontology annotation, molecular function: branched-chain amino acid transmembrane transporter activity.